Messenger RNA from Stylophora pistillata, 915 nucleotides. Its product is annotated as ubiquitin thioesterase OTUB1. NCBI's taxonomy places the organism in Eukaryota, Metazoa, Cnidaria, Anthozoa, Scleractinia, Pocilloporidae. Gene Ontology annotation, cellular component: nucleus. Gene Ontology annotation, biological process: protein K48-linked deubiquitination; DNA integration. The record is from RefSeq and is a predicted model, not a curated record. Gene Ontology annotation, molecular function: nucleic acid binding; cysteine-type deubiquitinase activity; ubiquitin binding.
CAAGUCAACGAAACAUGGCGGAGCACUCCAAUGUUGCAGCUAACUAUGAUGAAGCCAUUAUGGCCCAAGUUGACAACAUUCAAAAAGAGAUAGCAGAAAUUCAACCACUUAUCAGUGAGAAACUAGAUAUCACCUGUUUACAAAAGGAAUAUGCCAUGGAUGAUUUUGUAUAUCAGACAAAAAUAAAGGACCUAAGCUUGAAUUACUCACAGGUGCGGAAGACUAGAGGUGAUGGUAAUUGCUUCUAUAGAGCCUUUGGAUUUGCCUACUUUGAGGAACUGAUUGGCAAUCAAGUAGAAUACGACAGAUUUAAAACACUAGCCUCACAAAGUAAAGAUGAACUUGUUUCUAUGGGAUUCCCUUCAUUUACAAUAGAGGACUUUCAUCAAAUUUUUAUGGAAACAAUUGAAACUGUUGGAAAAAGUCAGUCUGUUGAAGGAUUAUUACAGACAUUUCAAGAUGAAGGACUUUCAAAUUAUAUAGUUGUGUAUUUACGACUCCUAACAUCUGCACAACUUCAAAAGAAAUCUGAGUUUUUUGAGAACUUCAUCGAGGGUGGAAGGACAAUACAAGAAUUCCGCAGUCAGGAGGUUGAACCUAUGGCCAAAGAAAGUGAUCAGAUUCACAUCAUAGCUUUGACUGAUGCACUUGGUGUUUGUGUGCGUGUUGUUUAUAUGGACAGAGGUGGGAACUCAUCUGUCAAUCAUCAUGACUUUCCAGAAGAUGGGUCCCAGCCUCUGGUUAAUUUAUUAUACAGGCCUGGUCACUAUGAUAUUUUGUAUCAAAAACUAUAACAUUUUUUCAAAAGAAACUAUUUUUUAUUCACCCUCAAAUUCAUUUCAGUGUAGAAUAUUUAUUAAGAAUAUCUUAAAUGCAGUUUGUACAGAUUUCUGAAUAAAAUUUGUUUGGUUUGAA